Molecule: messenger RNA, 3228 nt
Organism: Polyodon spathula (Mississippi paddlefish)
Lineage: Eukaryota; Metazoa; Chordata; Actinopteri; Acipenseriformes; Polyodontidae
Product: disintegrin and metalloproteinase domain-containing protein 10
Exons: 16
Coding region: 88-2223 (711 amino acids)
Biological process (GO): Notch signaling pathway; membrane protein ectodomain proteolysis
Cellular component (GO): plasma membrane
Molecular function (GO): metalloendopeptidase activity
Source: RefSeq, a predicted model, not a curated record
CACACAUGAUCAUCACACACACCAGCCUGGAGGCCAGGUACAGCAUUCCAGAACUGCCAGCCAUAGCAGGACGGCACACACCAGAUCAUGAACAUUAUUAAAUACUUCCUUUUAGUGCACUCUUUUUUAUCCAGAGCGGACCCCCUCAGCCCGUUCAUUAAGCGCUAUGAGGGCUUGUCAUAUAACAGGGAGGCUCUGCAUCAGAGUCACCAGCGUGCGAAGAGGGCGAGUCGGGAGGCGGAGCGGACUGUCCAGCUGGAAUUCAACGCCUAUGACCGGAAAUUCCACUUAAGACUGAAGAGGGACUCCACUGGGUUCACGGAAGACUUUCGAAUCCAUUUCAAAAACUCAUCUGAAGCUGUGGAUACCUCCCACAUAUACUCUGGAGAGCUAGAAGGUGAGAGCCACUCCAUCUGCCACGGCUCUGUCAUUGACGGCCAGUUUGAAGGUUUUGUCAAGACGCAGAAUGGCACAUUUUACAUUGAGCCCACAGCGAGAUACACCAAAACCAGCACAGAUUACCACUCUCUCAUCUACCACGAAGACGACAUUGAUUACUCCCGUGUGGGACCCAGUGAGCCUCCUCAUUGUGGGACUCCGAGUCUGGGACGCUAUGCAGAGAGCCUGAGACAGGAAAUCCUUGGGCAGGAUGAACCUGCGUUAAGAUCAAAGAGGACUCUUGACUAUUCCAAAACGAGCUGCAUGCUGUACCUGAGGACAGAUCACCUGUACUUCAAGAAGUUUGGGAGCGUGGAGGCAGUGGUGGCACAGAUCGGUAACUAUAUGCGAGCCGUCAAUGAUAUCUAUGACAAAGCUAAUUUCGAAGGCAUCCGGCUUAUCAACUUCAAGGUGAAAACGCUAAACGUCAUUUCAGACGAUGACCCCUCUAGUCCGCAGUACUCUCCCUUCAUUGGUCCAGAGAAGCUCCUAAUGCUGCACUCCAGAGAGAACUGGGAUAACUACUGCCUGUCUUACCUGAUGACAGACCGGGAUUACAACGGAGUCCUGGGGCUUGCCUGGGAAGGAAAGCCUGGUAAUUCCGGUGGGAUUUGUUCCCGAUACGCAGUGUUUCAAGAUGGAACCAAAGCUUCCCUGAACACUGGCUUGGUCACGCUGCAGAAAUAUGGGGACUACUUGCCCCCUAAACUGGUCCAUCUCACAAUGGCACAUGAGCUGGGACACAGCCUUGGUUCGCCGCAUGAUGAGAAGAGUGAGUGUGAGGCUUCAACCAUGACUGGAGGUCAAGGGAACUUCCUGAUGUUCCCAUAUGCUUCUGAAGGUAACCAGGCCAACAACGACAGAUUCUCUUCAUGCAGCGUAAAGCACAUCAGCAAACUGCUGAGGACAAAGAAAGAUGAGUGCUUUAUAGAAAGUGGCCUGCCAAUCUGUGGGAACCAGAUUGUGGAAGAUGGGGAGGAAUGUGACGUGGGGCACAAUGAUACGGACCCUUGUUGCUAUAGCGCCAGCCAAUCGGAAGACGUUCACUGCAAGCUUAAACCCCAGAAACAGUGCAGCCCCAGCCAAGGAAAAUGCUGCAGCCACCAAUGUGUUUUCAAGCCACAAGGCCAGAAGUGCCAGGAGGAACGUGACUGUACGUUUGAGAGCGAGUGCUCUGGUGUGGGAGUGGCCUGCCCCUCGCCCACGCCCAGGGCCAACAUGACCACCUGCCACCUGGGGACACGUGUCUGUAUCAACGGGAAGUGCGCCCAGUCGCUCUGCGUGAAACACGGUCUGGAGCAGUGUGACUGUUUAGGCAAUUCCAUGAACGAAAAAUGCUACAUUUGCUGCCAGCAGCCAGGGAAGCCGUCCACGUGUGCCAGCACCACCUCUUCGGUUCUGUUUGAACAUUUCAAAGGCGCUAAGAUCGCCCUUCCAGCUGGGACCGCCUGCUCUGACAGGCAGGGCUACUGUGAUAAAUUCAACAUCUGUCGGUUGGUGGAUGCAGACGGGCCCAUAGCCAGGCUGAAGAACUCCUUUCUGCGCCUCAGUGAAUUUGAGGAUCUAGCUGAGUGGAUGAAGGCAUACUGGUGGGGGAUCCUCCUGGUCAUUCUGGCCUUAUCCACUGUAAUGGCCAGCACGGUGUUUUUGUUUGGACACACUGCGGACAGCGAGCCAGAACUGAAAAAGGAUGUUCGAGCUAGAAGCAAAAAUUCCUGCUGCCCCAGCAAGAGACGCCAACGCAAGACGCAGGAGUCCGUGAUGCAUCACUUGAAUUCAUUAUAAAUCUGUGGCCAGUCCAAUGAAACCUUCUGAAUAACGUUACGCUAACACAUUGACUUGCAUACCGCUUUGUAGUUUUCCAUAUACUUAUCGACAAAAAAACAAACGGACAACAAGUGAAAAAUGUGACAUUUUUGAAGUCUAACAGGAAAUGCUGUACUGCUGUUAUGACUUUAUGUAGCUUCUUUGAUUAAAUGAUGCUGCAUAACAUAUCAAGAUUAUGUUCUUGUAGUUAUGAGUCACCUUCAGCAUGUUUCCAUUGUUGCAGAGCGUAUAGUAUUUAUAGUAGGAGUGCAGGAGCUUUAAUGUCAGCUGUGCAAGGUAUGGCACCAGCGCCUCAUGCAGUAAUAAUGACGGCUGUGGCUUCUGCCAGUCACCGUGCCGGUCAGGGCGUGCCAUAAAUCACAAACACAGCAGACGGACAAUGUCAUUACAAUUCAGUUCUGCAUUUAAAAGGCUGAAAGAUGAACAGCAGGUCAGAUCAACCCCUUAGCUGGUACCGAAUUCCAGUUCUGAGAUCAUGCUGUUUUUGAGUUUCUCUUCACAUGCUCCAGAGCUGUGCUAUUCACUUGGGGCUCUUUCAGUCCAAUCCAGGACCUAGACCCAACACAGUGUUUAAUUACUGCAUUGGACACAAUGCAGAGUAGGUUCAAUUGAAGACCAGGUUGGAAGUAGGGUGACUGGAAUGGUUGGAAAGAGCCAUAAGGGAAUAUCAAUGACUAGAACAAUAGAGAUAUGCACAUCAACAGCAAUACAUAUUUAGAGCAAUACAUGGAUCUAUGGAGGUAUAAGCUGUAUUUCUGCAUGCUUUUUUGUGUGUGAUGAAAGGUAAAGGUAAUUGACACAACCUGGCAUAAUUCCUGCUUCCCCCCUUCCAUUCAGUCCAGGGCCUCUCUCUGGUGGACUGUCCGUUGUUUUGAAUCACUUGGUGAGAUGCAAGUUAAGUAGCCCAUUGCAAUUUGGACAAAUUAACUUGAUGAAGUUUAAAAAAAAUAAAAUAAAAAAUCC